AUGCUUGCAGUGCUUUCUGCUGUGUUGACUCUGGCAGCUGCAGCCUUUGGCUGCGGGGUUCCUGCCUACCCACCUCUCGUGUCAAGAGUUGUUGGAGGGGAAAAUGCAAGGCCCUACAGCUGGCCCUGGCAGGCCUCCCUGCAAUACUAUUCCAGUGGCAAGUGGCGUCACACCUGUGGAGGAACCCUCAUUGCCACCAACUGGGUGCUGACAGCUGCUCACUGCAUCAGUUCUUCUCGGACAUACCGAGUGUUUCUCGGGAAGUACAACCUGGCAGCUGAGGAGAAAGGAUCCAUUGCAGCUUCUCCUGAGAAGAUCAUUGUCCAUGAGGACUGGGAUUCAGAGAGCGUUGCAAAUGGGUACGACAUCGCUUUGAUCAAACUCUCCGAGCACGUCCCCUUGAGCGACCAGAUCCAGCUGGCCUGUCUGCCCCCUGCCCAGAGCAUCCUGGCCUCCAACACUGCCUGCUACGUCACAGGCUGGGGGAGACUGCAGACAAAUGGGCCUCUUCCUGACGACCUGCAGCAAGGCCUUCUGCUGGUGGUGGAUUAUGAGACCUGCUCCCAGCCUUCCUGGUGGGGAAAGACAGUGAAACCCACCAUGGUCUGUGCUGGUGGGGAUGGAAUCAUCUCCAGCUGCAACGGGGACUCUGGUGGCCCACUGAACUGCCAAGGGGCUGAUGGCAGGUGGGAGGUGCACGGCAUCGUCAGCUUUGGCUCUUCCUUGGGCUGCAACUACUACCACAAGCCCUCUGUCUUCACCAGGGUCUCUGCCUACAACAGCUGGAUCGAGCAGGUUAUGGCAAACAACUAA
Molecule: messenger RNA, 813 nt
Organism: Myiozetetes cayanensis
Lineage: Eukaryota; Metazoa; Chordata; Aves; Passeriformes; Tyrannidae
Product: chymotrypsin-like elastase family member 2A
Exons: 8
Coding region: 1-813 (270 amino acids)
Biological process (GO): proteolysis
Molecular function (GO): serine-type endopeptidase activity
Source: RefSeq, a predicted model, not a curated record